UUUACCACAGCCUGCCUCCGCUUCUCCACCUCGUCGCGGCGGCGCCGCCGCCGCCGCCGUCGAGCUCCACCCGAUCCUUCCAUGCCAUCGAUCCCGCACCUGCUUCUCCACCUCGUCGCCGCGGGGCCUCCCCUCCGUGCAGCCUGAUCGCCGCCUCGGGCCCCAGCGAGUGCCGCGCCGUUGGCGGCAGCGGCGCGCCGCGCCCCUCCCUGCCCCGGCCGGUGAAGAAGCCACCGGCGGCGAGGAAAGCGCCGACCGGCCGCCCGCCUGUUCGACGAAAUGCCUACGGGGAGCGAGGAGGAGGCGCCUUCGGCGGCCGGCGUCGACCGCAUUGGGUCUCUCCCCGACACGGUUCUCCACCACGUUCUCUCCUUCCUGCCGUCGCAGGAUGCGGUGCGGACGUGCGUGCUCGCCAGGCGGUGGCUCGACCUCUGGAAGUCCGUCACGGCAUUGCGCAUCGGCGAUUGCGAAAAGGAUCCGUGGACGGUGAAGGGCCUCCAGGGGUUCGUAGACCAUCUGCUGCUGCUCCGCGAGAGCGCGCCUCUCCACACGUGCGUGCUUAGGUUCAUUGAGUUCAAAGAAGACAGCGAUGACACGGCCCGCCUCAACCUCUGGAUUAGGCACGCUCUGCUGCGUAAGGUUCGGUCCCUCCAAGUCUACAUCCAGGAUGGAGCCUGUUGUUUUCACCAGAUUUAUCUAGACAUCAUGCCUCUUGUCUCGCCGCACUUGAUGAGGCUAGAGCUUACUGGUGUACGGUUAGCGGGCGGAUUCCUCGAUUUCUCCAGAUGUCCGGCUUUGCAGCAUCUAGAGUUUGAGCACUGUGAGUUGCUGUGUGACAAGAUCUCGUCGACGUCCCUGAAAUUUCUCAGCAUCAGUGACUGCAAAUUCAAUCAAACAUCACGGAUUCGUAUUUGUGUCCCAAGUGUUGUUUUACUGCGGCUUGAUGAUUUUUAUGGCCGGACUCCAGUUCUUGAGGGGAUGCCAUCAUUAGUUAAAGCUUUUGUCAGAGUUGCCCAUAGGACUUUGGAUUGUUGUCGAUAUAGUAUCAUCAACUCUGGUGAUUGUGGUAAUUUGGAUUGUAGGUCAUGUUAUGAUAUCAAGUACAUCAACGGCUGUGUUCUUCUGGAUGGUUUAUCAGAAGCUAAAACUUUGGCAUUGAUAGAUGAAAUCCGAUCGUUUAUUUUCAAUAUGGAUUUGAAAUGGUGCCCUUUAUUUAGCAAGUUAAAGACUUUAUUGCUCAACGAAUACUGGUGUGUCCCUGAUGAUUUUAGUGCACUAGCUUGCAUUCUUGAACGUGCACCAGUUCUAGAGAAUCUCAUUCUUCAGCUUUAUUCCGAGGGUCCUAAACAUGCAAUGAAGAUCAAAGGAAACUGCCAUCCAAUGAAUAGAUCAGCUGCAAUAUCAGGACACCUUGAGAGAGUUGAAAUCAGAUGUGAAGCGGUUGAUAAGAGUGUACUCAAAGUCUUGAAGCAUCUAUCUACAUUUGGCAUACCUAUCCGCAUGGUCUAUCGGUAGAGACUGGACGCUACCUAUCACAGCCACCACUGAAGAGGCAAGUCUUUGCGUCAUGGACAGAGUGAAGAUGGCCAAGCCAGUAGUAUAGCGCUCUGUCAUAGGGGUUGCUCAAUCUUCUAUGAAGUUAAGUUUAGUUGCUGUAUAUUGGGUUGUUGCUGGCUGUUCUUAGUUGGGCAGGGAUAUUGAAUGUAAUGAUACCCAAGCCUUUUGCGUAUCCCCAAGUAUAGUCCAUGUACCUUGGCAUUUUCUCUAUCGUUGUGUGGUGUCCAGGCUUUAGAGAAUCCAUCUAGUCUGCAGUAUAGGUUGCAACCAUAUGAAAAGGGCCAGUGCAUUCUCCAGGUGAGGGUAUUUUAUUAUGUUUCUUUUCUUCGGAUGAAGUGGUCGAUGUAAUCAGAUUUUAUUGCUGGAUGAUCAAUGUAGUGGUGUCAAUUUGUAUUUUGGACUAGUGAUCCAAUGGACUAAGUUUGUCAAUGGAAUUGAAAUUUUAGUUUUGGAGUUACUGAAAUACCACAUCUAUAAGUGAAUUUUCAGCCGAGAUGUCUUGA
Molecule: messenger RNA, 2060 nt
Organism: Oryza brachyantha (malo sina)
Lineage: Eukaryota; Viridiplantae; Streptophyta; Magnoliopsida; Poales; Poaceae
Product: F-box/FBD/LRR-repeat protein At5g22660-like
Exons: 5
Coding region: 280-1515 (411 amino acids)
Molecular function (GO): protein binding
Source: RefSeq, a predicted model, not a curated record